AAACAUAUCUGAUUACGUAAAAGAUUCUUAGUGAUUAGUAGAUUCGAACCUCAUUAACUUCAUGUCAGUGCCAAGGCAUCUCGCUGUUGAGUUCUCAAUAGUUUAUUUGUUCGGUUUACCUAAACGCCGUCUUCCUUACGUCAAUAGCCAGACCAACCCGGUCUACUCCUAACCGGAAAGGGUUUAUCACCAUCACCAUCUCUAACUUAAACCAGAAAAAAUAAAUUCAAUCUCCACUAAACCGAUGGAAAUCUCCGGACGACGAAUGAGAAGAUUCCGGAUGAGAUUCGGAAGAAACCGCCUCACCGGCGCCGACCCCGACGACGGUUCCGUCCUCCCGACGCGAAACGGAGGCAACACGGAGAACGAAGCUUCCUGCUGCUACUGCGAUCUCAAAAUCACGGCGUUCAACGAACCAAUCUCCCGCCUCGGAAGAAGAUUCUCCGGCGCGAUGAAGAUCUGGUUCUCAAUCGGACUCGGAUUCGGCGUCGCGUCUCUCCUCCUCGUCACACUCUUCCUUCUCCUUCAGUUCCACCCUAAACCACUCUCCAACCGCCUCGCUUCCGCCGUCUUCGGAUUCUCUCCUUCCACCCGUGUGUCACUCUCAGGCUUCGUCUAUGUGUUUGUUUCCACUGUUAUUACUGUUUUAGUUCAUGAGCUCGGUCAUGCUUUUGCAGCUGCAAGCGAGGGGAUACAGAUGGAAUACAUUGCUGUUUUCAUCGCAGCUAUAUUUCCGGGAGGUCUUGUGGCUUUUGAUCAUGAUCUCUUGCAGUCACUUCCAAGCUUUAACGCGCUUCGUGUUUACUGUGCUGGUGUUUGGCAUAACGCUGUGUUCUGUGCACUCUGCGCGUUCGGUUUGUUUCUCUUGCCUGUGAUGCUGUCUCCGUUCUACAAACACGGUGAAAGCCUUGUGGUUGUGGAUGUGCCUUCUAAGUCGCCGCUGUUUGGUUACUUGUCUCCUGGUGAUACUAUCGUGUCUUUAGAUGGGAUACGGGUUUAUAAACCUAGCGAGUGGCUUGAACUGGCAGCGAUUUUGGAUAAGCAGAACACUGAGACGUCGAAUGCUUCUUUUGGAGGCUCGAGGAGGUUUCAUCACGGGAAGGGUUACUGUGUCCCUAUCUCUAUGGUUGAAGAAGGGUUUAAGGGGAAGAUUGUUGAGAACCGAUAUGUUUGUCCCGGUGAUCUCACUCCAUUUUCAACUAUGCCAUGCUCUGAUGUAGAAGCUCCGAAAGAGGUUUCUGUUUGUUUGGAUGCAAAGGAUAUAGUUAAGCUUAACAAAUGUGGUGAUGGAUGGGUGACAACAUCAGAGACUCAUGAUAAUAGUGGCUGUGUGUGUCCACAGGGGGAGAUAUGUUUACAAGCAAUGCAAUCUCCAGGCAUAUCAUGGACAGAGAUCACUUACAAAAGAACCUCUUCACCUGAUUGUUCUAGACUUGGUCUGGAAUUUAAUGCAUCGAGUUGUGUCGGGACGUUUGUAUUUGUCGGUGAUCUGAUCGCCAUGUCACGUUCGGUUCAGCUAACUGCGUACCAACCUCGUUGGCUGUUUAACUACUUCGCUAAAUCCUUUCCGGAUGUCAUAGAAAAAAGCUUGACCUGCACGUUUCACGUCUCUCUCGCACUAGUUCUUCUCAACAGCUUACCUGUGUAUUACCUUGAUGGUGAAUCCAUUUUAGAGUCAAGUCUCCAAUAUUUCACAUGGUUAAGCCCAAGGAAGAAGAAGAAAGCUCUUCAACUAUGUCUUUUUGGAGGGAGCCUCCUCUCUCUUCUCGCCUUCUUCAGAAUCUUCUUCGUCGGUUUACCUCCAAGUCGAUAACAUUUUCUUGAAAAUUUGGGUCAAAUGUGUGAAACCUAGGUUAUGAUUGGAGACAUGUGCGGGACGGUUUUCAAUGGCGGAUUUUGAAAACCGCACUAUUGUCACCAAUCAAGAUUUUCUGUAAAUGUUAGUAAUUUAUCACACAAAAAAGGGGAAAAACGCAGUGCAGUUUUCGAUGCAUUUUUACUGAUCAAAAAAUAAAAUCCGUCUUAAAAAACGCACAGCUACCAUUACCCAGCGGAUUUUACAAAAAACGCACCAGAAAAGGUAAUUCUCUUUUUAAUUAAUAAAAAGUACUAUAAAAUUUUGGUGGAGCAAGACGUGUUUUAGGUUUUUAGCCAUUCUCAUUCACAAAAAAAAAAUUCUCAUUUCAGAAAAAAAAAAAAAACGUGUUGAUAAAAAAUAAGAGAAGACUUGCUUUGCUCCACUUCCAAAAACAAUUAAAUUAGCUAGUUUCUAGUACAUAGGUAUUAUAAAUAAAGUAAUAAUAUAGUUAUUUAAUACUUAAUCUAUAUAUUUAAAAUAAACUAAUACAUCAUCAAUGCAGUGAAAGUAUAACUAUUUAGUUUUAAAAUUAGACACACUUUCUUUAAAUAUAUUUGAUUAUCAUAUAAAAUUUUAAAACUAUACUUUAAUGUAUAUAAACAAAUAAAGUUAUAGUUUAGGUUAUCUUAAUUAUAUGAUAUUUUUUAUAUAGUAGGGGUAUUGAAUAAUAUCACAUAUACAUUUUUAUAUCAACAACAAUAUAGCUGUAGCGAUAUAAUCAAUAAAUUUCAAUUACAGUUAAUUGUUAAUAUUAUUAAUUAAUUAUUAAAUAUUAUAAAUUAACUACUAGAAACAGAUUACUCGUUCUAUGUAUUAGCCAUAUUUAUAUAUGAAAAAUAAUGAAACAAUAAUUAUUAUUUUGAAGUUAUAAUUACUAGAUCCUCUCUCCGCACUACGCGCGGAUAAUAUAUUUUAAUUUGUUACAUUUAUCAUUUUAACUUAAUUUAACUAAUUUUAAAAUUUGUUUUUUAAUUAUUUUUAGUUUGAAGUAAGUAUUUCUAUUAUAUGUAACACAAUUAACUAAUAAAAUAUGAAGAAUCAAGUCUGAGAUUUUAGAGUU
Molecule: messenger RNA, 2918 nt
Organism: Brassica rapa (field mustard)
Lineage: Eukaryota; Viridiplantae; Streptophyta; Magnoliopsida; Brassicales; Brassicaceae
Product: membrane-bound transcription factor site-2 protease homolog
Biological process (GO): regulation of response to endoplasmic reticulum stress; membrane protein intracellular domain proteolysis
Cellular component (GO): membrane; cytoplasm
Molecular function (GO): metalloendopeptidase activity
Source: RefSeq, a predicted model, not a curated record